CACCUCAGCUCUGCAGCUUAAACUUCACUUCUCUGUGACCGGGCUGGGAGAGCCUUGCUGGGCCAGCGGCUGCAGACCCCAGCCUUCCGGUGGAGGGGCCGCGCCUGGGGGUGGAGCAGCCGGGCAGGUUCCCGGGCACUGAGGGCAGCAGGCUUGGGGGGCCCCGUGUCUGUCACCGGCGGGAGCGAGAGCCGGCUGUAGGCGGCUCCUUCCUGUGCAAACUUUUCUGUGUUCUUCCUCCUCCCGCGCUGCGCACCGCUGCUUGCGGCCGCCUCCCCGCCCUGCCAGCCGGCCGGGGGCUCCACGCGGGGCCGCAGCGGACUGCUCAGCCCUCUGCGCCGGCCCCACCCUGCCUGAGCUCGCUCCCUCCCGGCGCCUAGGGCCGAUGGCGGAAGCCGAUGGGAGCCCUGAGAUGUCCCCGGACCAGCCAGCCGGCCAGGAGGCGGUGGCAGCGGUGGAUCUGGACCCCGAGCCCGAGGCUCCCGGCCCGGCCGCUCCUGCCCUGCGCUGGCUACCCGGGGACCCAAGUCCCCGCGGCCGCUCCCAGAGCGACCUGUCGUCCGCCUCGAGCAGGGGCCGCCCGCUCCGGGUCCACAUCUCCGGUUCAGUUGAUGGACUAGACAAGGCCUCCAUAGCAAACUCGGAUGGCCCCCCAGGAGGUUCCCAGACGCCUCCCUUCAAGAGAAAGGGGAAACUCUCGACCAUUGGGAAAAUCUUCAAGCCUUGGAAAUGGAGGAAAAAGAAGACCAGUGACAAAUUUAGAGAAACCUCAGCAGUGUUAGAGAGGAAGAUCUCCACCAGACAGAGUAGAGAGGAGCUGAUAAGAAGGGGCCUGCUUAAAGAACUGCCUGAUCAAGAUGGAGAUGUAACAGUUAACUUUGAAAAUUCAAACGGGCACAUGAUACACAUCGGAGAGGAAUCUACCCAAGAGGAGAAUGUAGGGAAACCCGAAGAAGGGGAUGGCCCUGUGAGUGAGAAAACACCACCUCGGGAGGAAAAGGCAGAAGAUAAGACAGAGAACCCUGAAAUCCACUCUGAAACACCGGCUGCUCCUGCUCUACCUCCUGCAGCUCCUCCUAAGCCUAAACCCAAACCUAAACCCAAAAAAUCUCCUGUGCCUCCCAAAGGGGCCACUGCUGGGGCCAGCCACAAAGGGGAUGAAGUGCCUCCUAAUAGAAAAAAUGUCAAGGCUCCCAGUAAGCAGGCCCCAACCCCUCCACCCAAGCCAACAAGCCGAAACACUGCCCGGGAGGCUGCUGGUUCUUCUCAUCCGAAGAAAACAACUGGCCCCAAAGCAUCUGCCUCAGCAUCUGCUUCCUCCACCUCCUCUCGUCCUAAAGUGUCCAAGGAGUCAGUUGCUAGCAAAAUGGGCAUAGUGGGGACCACAAAGGGCAAGAAAAAGUUUGGCAAGCAGACGGCAGUGUCCCGACUGUCCUCCGACACCACCACUGCUGAGACAUCUAGUCUUAAAGGGGAGCCCUCAGACGCUGGGCUAGAGAGUCUCAAACAGGAGGCAGCUGCUGGAGCUGAGGAGCAAGCCACAGGCAAAUCCAAGGCGACCAUCCUUCCACAUCCUGUGGCACCACUGCCCUCCCCAUCUGCCCUGCCUCUGCCACUUGAGGAUCAGGGCAUUGUUGCCUUGGACACCGCCAUGGUCCUAGUCAGUGAUGGACAUACCCUGCCCAUCUCUGCCUUAGACCCGAGUCAGCUCCUUUGGACUGAAGAGCCGACAAGCAGAACCACUCCGUAUUCAAGCGCUGACUUAACUGGUAGCAGAGAACACGCACAGUGCUUUGCAACCAAAGAUGAGCUGGGAAAGGCUGGACCUCAGUUGCUGACCCCCGGGCAGGCGGGAGACUCUUCAGAAUCCUUCAGUGCCCCAGAGGGUGAGACCCCAAGAGAGUACCAAUCCAACGACUCUGACUCAGAUGGACCCAUCUUGUACACCGAUGAUGAUGAGGAAGAGGAUGAUGAUGAUGACGGCAGUGGAGAAAGUGCUUUGGCAAGUAAGAUACGCCGAAGGGACACUCUUGCCAUCAAACUUGGCAAUAGACCAUCCAAGAAAGAACUGGAGGACAAAAACAUCCUGCAGCGAACAUCUGAAGAAGAAAGGCAAGAAAUAAGACAGCAGAUUGGGACCAACCUGGUCAGGAGACUCAGCCAGAGGCCAACAACUGAAGAAUUAGAGCAAAGAAACAUCUUAAGACAAAAGAAUGAAGAAGAGGAGCAAGAAGCAAAAAUGGAACUCAAACGGAGACUCAGCCGGAAGCUCAGCCUAAGACCUUCUGUGGCCGAGCUACAAGCCCGAAGGAUCCUGCGGUUUAAUGAGUAUGUAGAAGUCACGGAUUCUCCGGACUAUGACCGCCGCGCCGACAAGCCCUGGGCCAGGUUGACACCUGCCGACAAGGCAACAAUAAGAAAAGAACUAAAUGAAUUCAAAAGCACAGAAAUGGAAGUUCAUGAGGAGAGCCGACAGUUUACAAGGUUUCAUCGUCCAUAAUGAGGUGCGGGACUGCUCAGAAAUAUAAACUGAUCAUCCCUGGCUGAAGUCCUGCUUCCUGAGACCCCGAAACUGCACUGAGAUUUGAACGUGGAUGUUUCCGUUUCAUUGUGGUGAGGGAGGCCUGUGACUCAGCUUUCGUUGAGAAUGCUCCUCACCUGGACAGCCCAGACGAGGCCAACAAGCUGAGAGCCAGACGCAGCAAGCCUGCCUGCCCAGGAUGUGCACUGAUGGAAGGGGCACUCUGGUUCUCUCAGCUGCUUUUCCUCGGACAAUUUCAUCAAAGAAGACAAGCAGAAGACAAUCGCCAGUUCGACUACCGGAAAGCCAAAUGGUAUAGUGUGUGUGGGUUCGCAAACAAGAGACAUUGGAGUUGCUGCUGGUCACCCCAGCAGGGUGGGAGCUAAAAAGAAGGAGAACGGUUUCAUUAUGUUAAUGAAGAAAAGAAGAACGAAGAUAAGUAUAUUUUUGAAGUAGGCAUUUGGUAGCUAAGAACUUACGAAGGGAUUUGGGAACCUACUCACCCAGUGUGGAUUCCUUAAAGACUUGAUUCCAGAACAUAUAUUCUUGUUUCGCCAAUAAGGUGGUUCUGUGUAAUACCAUAUUUUUUAUGUUGUGCCAGUGAACCCAGUUGCCAGAAACAAAUCUGUGUGUUUGCAUUAAGUGCGAGAAGCCUCUACCAACUCUUCCCAAGCAUGCUCGAUCGCACUGUGUUGCAUGCUUCCAGUGGCCCGCGAUCCACGUGACAUUUUCUGAGCCUGCUUUCCUAAUCAAUGAGCCCUCUCCGAGGGUAACAGAGAUAAGGUCAGAUAUAAUGUGACUCUGAGAAACCGUUGCAGGCUUUAGAAACAAAUCUCUUGAUUGUUCCCUGUCUUAAUUAUCUCCCAAGUCAGGAAAGCAUUCAUUACCGAAAGAAGAUUAUAAGGACAAUCACGUUACCCUUUUGAAAAACUCAGUCCAGAGUUGCAACUUAAGCAACGUACAAGUGUGUGUUCCUUGCCCUUAAGUUCUAAAGGGGAAUGAAUAAUAAUAAAAUGCCAGGUAGUUUUGAAUGCUGCAUUAAAAAUAAAAAAGUUAGGUUGCUGCUAUUAAAAAAAAUAUCAAGCACAUGGAUUUAGCAAAAAUACCCUAAGGCUUUCAAGGAACACAGAAAAUUGCUGGUUUAUGUAAAGGAAACUUUACCUUCUGUGCUGAUUCUGUGGAUCGCAUCUAUACAUACAGGCUUUACUCCCCAUGCCAGGGAAGCAGUGAGAUACAGUGCAAGACGGUUUCCCGAGAGCCUCUAAUCAGUAGUGUUUACAUUGAGAAGCUUCCUCCCUUAAAUUGCCCUUCUCUGCGGUAUCAGGCCAGCACAGAACCCCAGAAGGGCUCACUUGUAAAUACUCCCCUAAAUUUCAUUGUCCCUUAACAAUUGUUUUGGGUCACCUGGAUUAAAAGCAUGCCAUAUUGUGUUUUCAAAAGAGAAGGCAGAAUCUGUACCGCAUCUGUCUUACUCUCCAAUCUGAAACGAUAUCUGUUCUGAACCAUUCCUCCUUCAGAAUGUGGAAGCCUGUAAUUUUCUAUCUCUACCGAGAAGUCAGCAUUUAAUCAGUGGAAUAAGUGUAGGUCCCACCACUCUGUGGUAUUGGGAAGAACCACUGGAAAUUUGAUGAUUUCAUUUCAAAGUAAAAGUGGUUAGCUGCAGUUGGCUUAUUAUAAGAAGCCGGGAGGAUCCUUCGGUGAGGUAGCCAGCAUUAUUGUCCCCUGAACUGCGCUUAGCUGUUUGCAUUAAUAAAAUAAGGCUGCCAUUUACACUGGUCCAUUCCACUAACGGCGUAGGACAGGCUUUAAUUUUGAAAUCGUGUCUGUGUGGGCCCCAGUAUUUGUCUUGGGCUGAGGGCUCGUUCCUUUGGUUGUUUGCAGUGCACUGCACACUCUCUAGGAGCCCCGAGCUGCCCUCCCAGCCAUUGGUUGCUUCAUAGUGUCUCAAUUCGACCAUAAAAAUUAACUUCUUUCCCGUUAAUUGCAAAGUAGCGUUCCUUUAUGAUAAUGUCAUGUCGGCGUCAUGAGAAAAAUGCCGAGGCAGAUGAUGUUUUUUUUUUCUAUGCCUAGAACCUUCGAAUAUUUUACAACUCCUAAUCGCAUGUUCUCUGUACAUUGUAAAUGCAAGACUUGCACACCAGUUUGUCCUUCAAAGUGUGUGUCAUAGAAAGUUUCUGUGUGGCUGUUAAAAAGAACAAUAUUUUCCCCCCAUAGUGGUCCGAAUUACAGUUUUUCCUUUCCACAAUGAUAUUUGCCCACUACAGAACACAGACUGCCUCUCAUGCUGAAGCCCCCAGUUCAAUCCCCAGUACUGCACAGAUGAAAGCCUGUUUUCCUGACAUGAUCUGUCACAUCUAUGAACUACAAAUACCUUUCCUCCAUACCGACUCAUACAUUUACAGAAAAUGUAAUUUUCAAGUUAGAGAGAAGUUUAAAAAGCUAAAAAAAUUAACUACCAGCAGUCUAAUAUUUAAGUAAUUAGAACGACCUGUUAGUCCAUUGCAACAAUCAAUUCACUUUUUAAAAGCCAUGGAAAUAAUUAAAAUAUCAUGAGCCAAGCUGUAGUGAGUGCUCAGAAGAAGUCUCUAUUUUCAUGGUUAAUUUUUAAAGACAGAAAAAUGUAAAGGCUGCAUAACCUCACUAGCGACCCAUCCAGGCAUCCCCACAGAAGGCAAAGCAGCCAUGUCUCUCUCUCCCCCUGCAAUUAUGCCUCUGCCCUCCGCCAGCAUUUCUGCAGCCCAGCCAGCCCGCCACUGUUGCCUAAGACAAUAAAUGUGUGCAGAAAUCACAGUUAUUUCUUGGUGCAGUUGUAAUAUGGUUCCAGUUUUUCACUAGAGCCUGGAAAUGGAGAAACAGAGGAAGUUUUCCUGACUCCUGAGAGAGAAUGAAGAAAGAAAAUUAGCCCAUCUCAUGGAAGGUCCCAGGCAAGAGAGAACUAGACCAAAUAGAAAAUACAGAGUGGCCAUUUCUAUCUUGGCUUUUAACGGAGGCGAGAAACCCUGUUGUUCUGAAGGUAAUGAGAAAACACUAAGUCCCCUUCAUUCUGCAGCCUCACAGUCAUUACCAACCAAAAUGAAAAAAAAAAAAAAAAAAAAAAAAAAAAAAAAAAAAAAAAAAACAGUCCCUUAGUCGGCAUUCAUCUGGGGCAUCUUGGCUGGAGAUUUUGUACCCAUGUGAAAUGCCCUGUGGUUUUGUGUUAGCUGUCCUUUACCUUUAUGUUUUUUUUUUCCUUCAAUCAUUUAGCUAAAGUCUGCACUAUUCAGAGAACCAUCCUGGGUAUUUGAACAGCCAUUAAUUAAAAAGGGAAAAGCAAACAGACCGGGUUCUCUGAUUUACCCAGAAAAGCUGCCUUUUUUCAUUUCUUCUUCCCAUCCUUAUUUGCAAAAUGAAGGCAGUCACUAACUUAUCUGUCUCUGGUGUCAAGAGGAAAUUCUGAAAUUUAAUUGAAAAUAGACUUAAGGAAAUAGAAGACUCUAAUUGCUCCUCAAAAGUCACCAAAUAUUGAAAACGAGUUCUGAGCCUUUAGAACCUCUGUUCGAUUUGUAUCCUAGGAUUGAGUCAGUGACUUGUAUCCUAGGAUUGAUUCAGUGACGCACUGGCGUUUUAAAACAAAAAAAUACAGUAGUUUGUCCCUGGGAGAGAAAGAAACAUGGGUUAGCACAUCCACCCCAUGGCAUCACAGGACAGACAAGCCUGCCAAAGACUAAGCCGUAGGCACAGUAGAAAGAGGCCAGUCUGCCACAUAGCAGUAUGUCUGCAUUUGAACAGAACAGUAUUUUCUUUUUCUUCAUCCCCUGCUCAGGCAGUCCAUCCUGUGGUAUCUGUGCGUGGUCCUAGCAGCCUAAUUUAGAGUAGUAAACGUUCUUUAGCGGUGAGACAGACUUAAGCAAAUCGGAGAUAUAUGAACUCAACGUCAUUUUCAUCAGUGUAGUGAAUUUGUUUAUGCAUUCCUAAAUCCUCGCUUUAUUCGCUUAUCAUUACCAGUGCAAGAAGCUGUGGUUGGAUAUCAUCACUCGUCCCCCCGCAUCCGCAGAGUAUACAGAUUGUCCCUUCACCCCUUAAAAUGAUGAAUUCUUUGUUAGGAUUUGCUGUCUACUUACUGGUGAUAUGUUUCCUUUAACAAAGCAGAAUGAACCUUUCGGAGAUAUGGGCCAGAGAGGACAGCAGUGGGAAAAAAAUAAGCAAUGGUCAGAUUAAUGGGAACAGCUUCCUGAGAGAAAGUGCAUGCCUAGGCAACUCAAACCCAAGUUCCAAAGAGGGUCUCAAGGUUCCACUAUGGAGGCAAGCAACGACCAAAGGGUGGCAGAGGAGAGGUAGGCAGAAAAGCCCAAACCACUCUCCUUUUUGCUUUCUGUUUACCUUUUCUAAUUGCUAAGCUUAAACAUGGUUUCAAAGCUUGAACCACUAUUAGCAUUUCUAAAAGGCAACUGUAAUAGAGACCAACUAUUUUUUUUUUUUUGCUAUGAUGAUAUUUUGUUUUCUGUUUUGUUUGUUUGAUUUCUUUUUGUGGACAGCUUCAUCCCAAAUGAAUAAAUCUUAUUUUUACAUAUUGUAAGGAUUUUGGCAAAGAGAUGGAGAGUCGUGUAGCUGCUAUUCCUACAUAAUGCCAAUUUUUAGCCACGUUGGGUUUUAACGCAGGAAAAUGCCAUUGAGCUUGUUGCUCCUCUGCAGCAGCUGCGCAUGAACAAAGAACUGUUGAUAGAUGGUCCCCAGUGGGGGUGCUGCUGGCAUUUGGAUCUGGGCAAUUCUUUGUCGUGCUGAAAUGUACCACAUGUUGAAAGAUGUUCGGUAUCCCAGGCUCCUAGCGACUCAACACCAGGAUUGUUCCCUGACAUUGUAAAAAAAAAAAAAUAAAAACAAAAUAAAAACAAAAUAAAAAGCCUUCCCCGUAUCUAUACACCUCUACAGAAGGGUGCACCCCCACACCUGAAUACUACUGUCUACUAAGGACACACAGGGGAAAGCGCCUGUCCCUGAAUAUCAUCUCCACUGCCUUGCAUGUCUCUUAGCCACUUCAAGCUUUCUGCUUAGAUGCAGCUUAAAUUACUCUGUUCUCUAGGAGAGAGGGUUGCCAGGCAGCGUUGUCCAUUACAGUGGGCAGAGUGACCUGACCUGAUGCUUGUACGUACUUCGGGGUGGGGGGGGGGGGGGGGUUAAUACGUGAAGCAAACUUUUGUUCAUCGCUUCAGAACUAGACUGCUGGCCACAGCAACACAGUAGUGGCUCUGAACAAAACAGAUGGCCUUUGGAAGUCAGAAUUAGCUUCUACCUGGUAACACCACGGACUGGUUCGCCUCUCUUCCUAUAGACAGCACAGUUAAUUCACUUGGAAGUUUGGAUUCCCUCGUGUAAACAAGCCCAUAUGGUUCGGCUUCUCUAAUAAGAGGUGCAAAUGGGACAUGGUGGCAGAAACGUGGGUUAACUGGAUCGCACGCAUAUUGCUCACGCCACAGAGCCGAGGCUGUGCAGAGUAAAGCGAGUUCUCCCCCGGGUGCAGCGCGAUCAACCUGCGCUAACCAUACGGAAGCAUACUCUUUAUGCCACUGAAAUUUAAUAGUCAAUAUGUCUUGGAAAAUAUUUAGAUGAAUUGCAGCUAGCUGCAAGGAUGGAAUUAAUUCCUCCCACUCUAACCUUUUUAAUAUUAAAAUCUAAAGACACUUUGUCUUGAAAGCAGAGCAGCUCAGAGUCAAUAAAGGUGGGUAUAGCAUAAACCUAUAGAUGGUGCCUAAAAAUUCUUAUCUUUCUUAAUAACAGUAUUUUUUAAGAAGAGAAUAAAUUGAAGGAGUAAAUGAGGCAGUACGCCACUCCACCCUCAGGUCAAUUUUGAGGUUUAUUAAAAUGCCAAUAAUAUUUGUGCCACUUGCCAGCCCUGGGGUGUGUGGGGGGGAGCGUUUCCCUUUAUGGAUGCUCUUGAUUUGAUUUUUGACUGUAUCAUUACGUUGCGUAGAGAGCAUCCGCCAUGAGAAAUUGCCACUGCAGUGCUAACUAGCAUUUGGAAGGAAUUAGCAGGAGUUGAGGGUCAAACCACUUUCAUCACGUACGCUAUAGGCACUUAACCCCUUAGUAUUUCUUCUGUGACUUAGACAUGUGCCGAUGCAGUUAAAGCGUCCUGCACAAAAUUGACCCGUGACAUACCUGCUGAAAAUUCUGUCUCUCUUUUUCCCCCCUAAGUAACAGUGGUUUUUCCAUCACGGACUGUCUGUGUUCUUGUGUCAUUUCAAGCUUUGGUUAACGUGAUCGUGACAGUACACUGUGAUUAUUUUGAGACUAGCGGGGUCAGUCUCCCGUGAGUGACCCAAUCUUUCACACAGGUGUGCUUUCUGUGGGUGUUAAUAACUGGAACUGUACCUGAACAAGCGCGACAGUUUCUCCUUUCGGUUGUUCUUAAUCCGUACUAUAUUAUAGUAUGUGGGUCUGACAGCUGCAAGUAUACACACCGAAAUAUAUGUAUUCCACGAUUGUAACCUGAAAGACCAUGUAUUAUCUUUUGUAUUCCAUAUUGGUGUUUGUGUUAUUUAAAGUGGAAAAUUAUACUCUAUCUAGUAGUAUAAUAUAAUAGAAUAUUUCGCUGUGCACAGUUCCAAGUGCCUUAGAACAUUGUUUAGCUUUCCUAAGUAUAUGUAUAUGCAUAUGUGUGUGUAUAAGUUUGGAAGUGUUACCUCAAUAAAAUCAUUGGGAAAUCCUA
This is a messenger RNA of Alexandromys fortis (reed vole), 9206 nucleotides long. RefSeq names its product phosphatase and actin regulator 2 (gene Phactr2). The record is from RefSeq and is a predicted model, not a curated record. Gene Ontology annotation, molecular function: actin binding. Bases 386 to 2500 code for a protein of 704 amino acids. NCBI's taxonomy places the organism in Eukaryota, Metazoa, Chordata, Mammalia, Rodentia, Cricetidae. The transcript has 13 exons. Gene Ontology annotation, biological process: actin cytoskeleton organization.